AUGUCCCGACGACGUCGGAUUGAAAAGUCCAAACUGACGUUCACGGGCACUUAUUCAUCAUUGAACUGUACCGGUACCGAAACAUCCGCUGUACAUCAGACAGAGAAGAAGGUGGAAUUACUGAGACAGGCCUUACCAUACUGGGCAGGCCUAUACCUUAUUGCCAGUUGGAUUUAUUUCAUGAUUCCUGCCUUGAAGGGCUUGCCAUUUGGUGACAGCACUCACAAUCGAUCAUGGCAGAGUUGUUGGACCUUUUCCAAGAACGAGAGCUUGCGGCGACUGAUGAGCUUGAAAGUUGAAGCCUUUGCACUUCAGCAGGAACAUAGAUAUUGCAAAGCAUUUGAUGACAACCAUGCUCCAUAUUUGUAA
Molecule: messenger RNA, 369 nt
Organism: Cylindrotheca closterium
Lineage: Eukaryota; Bacillariophyta; Bacillariophyceae; Bacillariales; Bacillariaceae
Source: the annotation of a GenBank genome assembly